UCACGAAUUCCUUCGGAUUUUUCUCUUUUCGGCGAAGAAAUUCCGCAAAUCCCGAUGCUGCAUCGCUUGGUGAAGUGAAUCCCGCGUCCGAUCGAUCGCCUCAUGCAUGUGGGCCAAGUGCAAGUCCGGUGAAGAGUAGAGAAAGUUGGUCGGAAGGAGCAGCGAGCUGCCUGCCCUUUCCGCGCACCACCCCUCCCGCGCGUACCAUGACGACAGCAGCACCGUCGACCCUCUUCCGAUCAGCGCAUUUUUAUUAUGCAUCUUCGACGCUGCUGCUCCUGCUCCUGGCCAUCGGACCGAUGGUUGGUCCGGGCUGUGAGGCAGCAUUCGCGUCCAACACCAUUUUUGUAAAUAACAUAGUUCCCUUAAUAAGCAACAUUAGUGUAAGCGUGCCACCGAAUGGCGAUAACCACGACCCGCUGCGGAAGCAGCAGCAACAGCAGGAGCCAAAAGUGCCUUCCGUGGCGAUAUCAUCGCCUUCAGCAUCAACGACGACGCCGUCGACGACGGCUGAAAAGUCUUCGACGACCUCAAACUACACUCCGAUUGACCGGGUGGCCGCUGUUACAAACGGUGACUACGGAAUCCACGAGCUGACAAGAUUGCUGGAAAACACGUUCGAACAUAUCCGGAACGAUGAGCUCGAUGUUUCGGGUGUACAGAAACUGUACGACAACAUGGAGAUCACCACUACGGAUCGAGACGAUACCGAACUGGUCGAGAGAAUGGCAAACAAGCUGUCGCGUAAGCUUGAGCAAACGGUUUCGGCGAUCGAAGAGCUGCGCCGAUUCAUCCAGCAAAGUGCGGCCAAACACGGUGCCAAGUACAGCACACUGCUUAACCCGUGCCCGUACAGUGAACUCAUGAAUCCCUGGGAAGACGAAGCCCCGUUCGAUCUGCAGAGCUUCAUCCAAAGCACCAAAGUGUCGAAUGCCACCACGCUCGCCAAACAGCUGAUCGGGGGAGAUUCUUUGCACGGCAGUGGAGUGACAAACGCCGCCACCCAAUCCACGAACACGCACGGUGCGGCCGCCGCGGCCGGUGCAGCGUUCCUAGAUUUCAGUGCCUUUCCAGCGAACGCCGACGGUUCCGAUCGACCCCGGAUACGGGUUACCGAUCAAACGCUUGACGAUAACAACGUCUACCUGCAGCAUCUGUUUAACGAGCAGAGUGCCAAGCUGGAGGACGCUAACGUGCACUAUCGGCAGCAGUUUUUCCUCUCGACGUUUGACCACGCCAGUGCGUACAAAUGCCAUUACUAUCCGCGCGAUGGUCGCCUUAAAGCGUUGCUGCUGUCAGCGGUGCGCAACAAGCACGUCUACAUUCUGCUCGACAUCGGUAGCAAGAUCACGUUCGAUCAGCUCGAGGUAGCGAAGGCAAUCAGCAAGUUUGUGUUGCACCUGCUCAACGAGCACGAUCGUGUGGCGGUCGUUGCGGUCGGCCAGCGAACGUACACACCGCUGGAUGAUCCGCAACAGCAACCGGGAGCAGCAGGCGGCGCCGCAUCGCCCGACUGCCUAUCUGCGCGGCGGUUCGUGCGUGCAACGAUGGAUGAGAAGGAACGGUUGGUGGACUUUAUCGAUUCGCUGAAUCGGACCAAAGGUGCUACGAACCAUUCGGUUGGAUUCCGCCAUGCAUUCGAUUCGUUUGCCGAACUAUACGAAUCGCACGACGAUGAGCUACCGAUCGUGUUUCUGUAUCUUGGCCGUGCACUGCUACCGAGCGGUUCGCCCGCGGCAACUAACAUCCUGCAGACGAUCUACGAUGGACAAAGGCAGCUACCGUACCCGGUGAUCAUCAACAGCUGUCUAAUUCUGCUGGAUGAGCGAGAGGUCCAGCAUGAGAAGCAGCUGAUUGCCGAUAUCAGCACACAAAACUAUGCCCGUUACAACCUUUCCAACGUCAUCUAUCUUCCCGGCAAGAUGGUGAUGAUCGCGAAACAUUCCUUUGACGCUCAGCGGUUCAUCGUGGCGUUGAUGGAACCGUUUCUCAACGCCGGUCGCUUCAUCGAGGAACGGUUACGGGCCCACCUACCGUACGUGGAUCCGUCGGUGCAGGAAACGCUCGUAACACUCAGCUAUCCGGUUGGUGUGCACGGGCUGGUCGGUGUUGACCUCUAUCUAAGCGAUCUCGCCGAGCAUGUGGCGUACUUCCGGCGUCGGCAGCAACCGAGGGACGAUUCGUACGCCUUUCUGAUCGAUCUGGAAGGUAAUGCGAUUAUGCACCCGUCGUUUCCACGCCCAGUCGCAGCGCGAUCGCAACCGUUCUACGUUACGAACAUCACGCGGCUCGAGGGAGAUCACUUUACCCCGGCCUACAAGCGUAUGCUGGCUGAUCCGGAGGGUAAUUUGCGGAUCAACCAUUACGGUACCAACCGAACGACGGUGUACUACUGGAAGCGGGCGCUCUACUACAUCGUUUGCCUUGUGCGAACGUUGGACGCUGGCGAGGAGGGCACGGUAUCCAUCACACGCAGGCUGUUCGAGACGGGGCCGCAAGUUCGCUACCUUCAUCAGAUCCCGACCUCGGGAACCGGAGUGUUACGGAGCAACGUGGAGUACAAUUUGAUUGCUGCCGGAAGUGCGGCCACCACCAAGUCGCUACUGACGGCUUUGCUUUACCAUCGGAUCGACAUUUUCCCUCCACAUCAUCAGCAGACGGCCAGCAGCAACGGUGGUGGAGGGUUCUCCAUCUGUCGCUUGGUCAAACAGCUCGCCCUCCCGGACACGAGUUCCCUCUUUCUCAGCGCUUCCUCCUUCCGGUCACCCUUUGCGCACAUUCGCAACAACCGUGAAGGGCUUACGAGUGAAGAGGAUAACGUGCGAACGAUACAAAACAUUAUGGCCUAUCUGCACGAUGCGUACGGAAAGCAACUGUUUGCCAAUCCGGGCCUGCAGCCCGACGUGCGGAGCGAUGUCCUGGCACUGGUACAGAUCCUGUACGAUUACCGGGUUCGGCAUAGCCACAGCAACCUCAGCCGUUACGUCGUUCGCCGUUAUGCCGCUACCGUUAACGGAGUGUUGGAAACGUACCCCGGUGGUCUGUUGGAUAGUGAGCUGGAGCCAACGAAACGACCGUGGUUCGUCAAAGCAAUGGAAUAUCCGGGCCGUCUGGUGGUCACGCGGCCGUACCUCGAUGCGGGAGGUGCUGGUUACGUGGUGAGCGUGGCUUAUGCCAUCUACGAAGGCAGCAGCACGGCGUCCAAACCGCCGCAAGACGAUCGUAGUGCGAUCGCAGUGGUUGCGAUGGACUUUACUCAGGGAUUUUUCUACAAGCUGCUGCUCGAUUCGACCACCGUCUGCUCGGUACAGCACAUCAAAUGCUUCCUGAUGGACGAUCGGGGCUACCUUGUGGCGCAUCCGAUGCUAACGGAACCGACACUCCGCUCCGAUGCCGUACGGAGGUCCGCGAUCGAGCACAUUACGCACAAAGAGUCGCAGGUGGCGAACGACAUUCUGAACCACAAGCAGCUCGUCACGAAGAAGAUGUGCUACAACUACGUCAAUCGGACGGUGCAACGGUUCUAUCAGUUCAACAUGAGCUUGGCAGCGGGCGAGAUCGUUACGAAUUUGAUGUACGGUGAAAAGACCAAGUACCAGAUUACGCUCAUACCGGGAACGAAUCUUUUCCUUGGUGUAGUCAACUCCACCAACGACGGUGGUGCUUUCUGUCCCUGUAGCACGGUUGGUAACUCAUGCCUCAACUGUAAUCGAAUGGAGCAAACGGAGUGUGAAUGCCCUUGCGAGUGUCCGCUCGAUUAUCCGACGCCAGAUGGAGCGGAUGGUGCCUGUGGUGGUGGUGGUGGUGGCAGUCUUGGACGUUCUAAAAGACCGAAAACGGGAAAUGGAAACAGUUUCCCCAUACCACUCUGUUCACCACUGCCCGAGGAGUUACUCUCGAUGAAUGCGAUCAACUACGAGCCGGAUUAUGAGGUCAAGAGUUGUAGUAGCAUCAGUUGUGAAGAUUAUACUACGCAGAACGAUUGUUUAGGUCUUGUCGGUUGCGAAUGGUGCCAGGUGGAUGUGGAUGGUGAGAGUACGCUCAAUACCCCGUUCUGCACGUCGCAGCUUGCCUGCUUUAACGGUGUACUCGGAUCGUCCACACCGUACGGUGAUGCGGCGUACACGAGCAACAACAUGGAAUCGAUCCUUCCACCGGCGUACAGCUCGAUAGGGCCCGUGGCCGGUGCCAUUCUGGCGCUCUGCCUUGUGGUAGGGUUCGCGAUGUACUGCUUCCGGCAAAAUGCCGACCAAAGUGGUGCUUCCGAGCAGCUGUACGACGAUCUGGUGGCUGACCAUUGCCAUGGGCUUCCCCUGUCUCGGUUCGAUCUGGACGAUGGCAGCCCUUCCGAUGAUUGUGAUGUUGGCCGUACGAACGCCAAGCAAAACCUGCUGCUCAACGGCCAGCACAAUGCGAACUACAUGAUCAUCCCGAACGUGGCCUCACCGUACCAGAUGUCUUCGGACUACCGGCGACCACCGAAUGGGGCCGGUGGUGGUAGCUCCUCGGAUCACGGGUACUCCACCAUGACGCACCACGAAGAGUCGGAACAUUUGUGUCUAACCGGUGGUGGUUCCGGGGCAGAUCCGCAGGGUAUUCCCGGUGCACCGAAUGGUAGUGGCGGUGCCAAACGGCACUCGAUGUCCGACAGUGCCUCGAUCAGCACCUCCGUCUCAAGCCCGUACAGUAACCAUACGGGCGGGGCCGGUAGCUCCUUCCUGUCCAAACCCCCGGUCGUUGGGUUCGAAACGACGAGAGGCUUCACAGGGAAUGGGUUUCCACCAGUCGCCGGUGAUACGAUGAUUGCCGGCCAAACGACCCUACUACCGUCACCGACGUCCAUCUCGCGGACCGGAGUGUACGGUGGAACGAUGCUUCCGUCCGGGGCCAAUUCAACUCCCACCAAUGCCAAUACCCCCAGUGGCCAUCACAUUCUCGUCCCCGUGACCGUCCACCGUAAUAUGGAAGUAUCUUAGUGCGUACGGAGUAAAGGCCAUUGUAUGGUUUUAAAUACAAUCGCUCUGCUCAAACCCGGUACUCCUGCUCCUCCGUCCUGUGUUCAGGACGGGACGGAUGUGGUCUCUGUCUUUUGGAGGCUUUCCCACGGGAACGGCGUUCGCGUACGCCAUUCGCGAGAAAGAGAUUUGCUUUGCUGGCCGUCGUAAUCGCCCAGCACCAAGGAUAUAGUCUCUAAGUAUCAGUAAAACGCUUGCCUUUAGCUUGUAAGUUUAUGCUUAGUGCUUAGUGUGGUCUGCAUUAAGACGUCCCAGCCCCUCCUCAGUGGCAGCAUUUCUUGUCUACAAAUCCAGAAACUCGCAUUAACCAGAACGGAACAAGAGUGAGAUCAGAGAGAGAGAGAGAGAAUGAUCGCGUUCUGUAACCUAGCAACGAUUCACGCUUCCAAUCCGCAGCAUUUGCGGAAAAUGUAUUAACGUUACUUUUAUUCAAUAACUCGUACCUUCCCCACUCAGUCCCAGCAUCACACAACAGACACACAAUGCGCGUGUACUUCUCGCGGCCAACAGUUGCAGUAAAUGUGCUUCCCCAGAUGAUUUUUAUAUAUAUAUACGUUUAGCUUAAGAUAAUCAAGGAUUUGCUUCCAAUUUUCCUUCCCAUUGUACCAGCGCCCGCAGAAACGGCGCGCAUUGCCAGAAGGAACCUAUUAACUUUUGUAUCGAUGUUGUUGGUGGACACAAACGAAUCACAUUACCUCUCUAGGUAGCGCCAGAGACUUGCCCAAUUUCUUUUGGGCUAACGUGCGGAAUAGCAAAGGAUUUUUUGUAAAAUGUAUCUAGUAAUAAGAAUCGUAUUUCAACGGGGCAGCUGCAUGUGUGGCGCGUUGGAGACGGCAACGGCUUUUACACGAAACAACGAAUAAAUUUAUUUAAAAGAU
This is a messenger RNA of Anopheles aquasalis, 5893 nucleotides long. Its product is annotated as VWFA and cache domain-containing protein CG16868. NCBI's taxonomy places the organism in Eukaryota, Metazoa, Arthropoda, Insecta, Diptera, Culicidae. Gene Ontology annotation, cellular component: voltage-gated calcium channel complex. The record is from RefSeq and is a predicted model, not a curated record. Gene Ontology annotation, molecular function: voltage-gated calcium channel activity.